This is a messenger RNA of Dunckerocampus dactyliophorus (ringed pipefish), 5533 nucleotides long. It is a transcript of the gene tmtc3, whose product is annotated as transmembrane O-mannosyltransferase targeting cadherins 3. Bases 255 to 3029 code for a protein of 924 amino acids. Gene Ontology annotation, biological process: protein O-linked glycosylation via mannose. The record is from RefSeq and is a predicted model, not a curated record. Gene Ontology annotation, molecular function: mannosyltransferase activity; protein binding. The transcript is spliced from 15 exons. Gene Ontology annotation, cellular component: endoplasmic reticulum. Lineage: Eukaryota; Metazoa; Chordata; Actinopteri; Syngnathiformes; Syngnathidae.
AGAGACAAAGGGUCUUCGUAUCACUUGUAUGAUAUAUUGACCAAAUGAUUACAGAGCUGGAAAGCACUGAGGUAUGUCUCAAAUGGUUUGUUGACUUUUAAGGUGAGCAUCAGGUGUUUUGUUGCUGAUUUGUGAAUUUGAAAAGAGCCAAACUGCUACCAAAAAAAGGAUCGGCACCAACGAGGGGUGUUAGAAGAAGAAGAUGGUGAUAAGAAAAAGAAUACACGCAUGAUCGAUGACGUCUUGGCUCAGCCAUGGCUGCUGUGUCAUGGAAAGAGGUUUUGCUUUUGACUGGACUGGUGGUGGGAUGUUACUGGAACAGUCUGUUGUGUGGUUUUGUGUUUGAUGACGUCUCGGCCAUCCUUGACAACAAGGAUCUAAGACCCUCGACACCAUUCAGGAAUCUUUUCCUAAAUGACUUUUGGGGAACUCCCAUGGCAGAGGAGCGUAGUCAUAAAUCCUAUCGGCCUCUGACGGUGCUCACCUUCCGACUCAACUACCUCUUCAGUGAGCUGAGUGCUGCCUCCUACCAUAUGUUCAACGUCGUGCUCCACGCCGUCGUGUGCGUGCUAUUCCUGAGGGUGUGUCGCUUGUUCCUGGACAGGACAUCCAGUUUGGUGGCGGCGCUGCUCUUUGCUGUGCACCCGAUUCACACGGAAGCUGUGACAGGCGUGGUUGGCAGAGCUGAGCUCCUGUCUUCAAUCUUCCUCCUUGCUGCUUUUCUGGCCUACACUAAGUCCACAGGUGCUGACCACUCCAUUGUUUGGGCUCCCAUCGCUCUGACAGUUGUCUUGGUGGCCGCAGCAACACUGUGCAAAGAGCAGGGCAUCACUGUGGUUGGCAUCUGCUGCGUCUAUGAGGUCUUUGUCGCGCAAGGGUUCACCUUGCCCAUGCUGCUGGACACGCUGCGGCAAGUCGUGCAGGGCAAAUGCGCGUUCCCCUACGCUGUCCUCCAAAUGCUGCUGAAGCUCAUCGUCCUUGUCAUAAGUACGCUGCUGCUCGUCAUCGUCCGCGUCCAGGUCAUCCAGUCUCAGCUUCCCGUCUUCACCAGAUUUGACAACCCGGCAGCCGUCAGCCCCACCCCCACCAGACAGCUGACCUUCAACUACCUACUUCCUGUCAACGCCUGGCUGCUGCUCAACCCCUCUGAGCUAUGCUGUGACUGGACCAUGGGCACCAUCCCCUUAGUGGAGUCUGCCCUGGACCGACGAAACCUGGCCACCUUGGUCUUCUACGUCUUUCUAGGCCUGCUGGGGUAUCGCAGCAUCACCUGCAGGCACAGCUCCGCCAAGACUGUUGUCAUGGCCUUGUCUCUGAUCGUCCUUCCCUUCAUUCCCGCUUCCAACCUCUUCUUCCCUGUGGGGUUUGUGGUGGCAGAGAGGGUUCUUUACGUUCCCAGCAUGGGCUUCUGUGUGCUUGUUGCACACGGAUUCAAGAUCGCCUCGCAUAAAGGAUAUCUGAAGAAGAUUUCCUGGUUGAUGUUAGGAGUUCUGUUAACCACGCACGCAGUGAAGACCUUCAACAGGAAUUGGGACUGGGAGUCAGAAUAUACUUUGUUCACAUCUGCUCUGAAGGUGAACAAGAACAACGCAAAGCUGUGGAAUAAUGUCGGCCAUGCACUGGAGAACCAAAACAAUUACGCCAGAGCACUGCGCUAUUUUCUGCAGGCCACCUUUGUGCAGCCAGAUGAUAUCGGUGCGCACAUGAAUGUUGGACGAACCUACAAGAACCUGAACAAGUCCAAAGAGGCAGAAGAUGCUUACUUAGUUGCCAAGUCCCUCAUGCCGCAGGUCAUCCCUGGUAAGAAGUACGCCACACGCGUGGCCCCUAACCAUCUCAACGUGUACAUCAACUUGGCCAACCUGAUCCGCGCCAACGAAUCCCGACUGGAAGAGGCUGACCAGCUCUACCGACAAGCCAUCAGCAUGAGACCUGACUUCAAGCAGGCGUACAUCAGCAGGGGGGAGCUCCUGCUGAAGAUGAACAAGCUCACAGAGGCAAGGGAUGCCUACCUGCGCGCUCUGGAGCUGGACCGCUCCAACGCCGACCUGUGGUACAACCUGGCGAUCGUCAACAUCGAGAUGAAGGAGCCCUCGGAGGCUCUGAAGAACUUCGACCACGCCCUACAGCUCAGCCCGCGACACAAGCUGGCGCUCUUCAACUCAGCCCUCCUCAUGCAGGAGUCAGGCGAGCCCAAGUUCUGGCCUGAGGCCAACCGUCGUUUCCUGACCUAUGUGGAGGAGGAGCCUUACGACGCCAAUGGCUACUUCAACCUGGGCAUGUUGGCCAUGGACGCCAAUGAGAACGCGGCGGCUGAGCGCUGGAUGCACAAAGCCAUCUCUCUGCAGGCGGGCUUCCGGUCGGCCCUCUUCAACCUGGCUUUGCUUUACUCACAGUCCAAACGCGAGCUGGACGCACUGCCUGUGCUGGACGAGCUACUGAGCCACCACCCCGAGCACGUCAAGGGCCUCAUCCUGAAGGGCGACAUUCUCAUGAACCACAAGAAGGACACACACGGCGCCAAAGCCUGCUUUGAGCGCAUCCUGCAGAUGGACCCCACCAACGUGCAGGGCAAGCACAACCUGUGCGUGGUCUACUUCGAGGAGCGCGACCUGCCGCGGGCCGAGCGUUGCCUGGAGGAGACGCUGGCCCUGGCGCCCAACGAGGAGUAUGUCCGCCGCCACCUGAACAUUGUCAGAGGCAAGAUGGCGGCUAUGAGCGUGGCAGGACAUCCGCUCACUCCCACCACAGAGGGAGCGGCUGAAAGGGAGAAGCCUCCGCUAGCAGAGGCGGAGAAGGAAAGGCGGAGUCCAGAUGCCAACGCAAACGCAGCCAGUGGCGGCGAGAAGAAUGGGAGGAAAUCCUCGUCAGAAAACCAUAUGGGUGUGGACCAGUCAGAGCUGGACGCAAGGCAGUCUGAGAAACGGACUCAAGCCAAGUCCGCUAACGAGAUCAACGACAUCGAGCAGAAGCGUGUGGCUGCCUUGAAGAGGCUGGAGGAGAUCGAGCGCAUUUUAAGCGGCGAUUGACGCAACUCUUCUUUUAGAUUUAGCCCCAACUAUUUUUAUACAGAAGUCUUUUUAAAAAUGAAAAACAUGUAUUAUUAAACAUUUCAAUUUCAACGCCAAUGUGUGUGCGAAAGGCCUCAAAAAGCACAAAUGAGUUGGUGAUUUUAAGAUUUAGCACAAAGAGUCAUUGUUUAUCACUGGAUGUUAUUUUGUACCAAGACCCACUUUCUCUGCUGUUUUCUUCAAGUCACACACGCACGCUAGGACUGUAGCGAGGACAAUUCAAGGAAACGGUGAUGUUGAUGAUGAAGGCCUUCUCCAGAAGAGCAAAACAUCCUCCUCACGGCCGGCCUCGUGUAAUGUCCACUAAUCACAAUUGAUCUCCCACAGCACUUCCUGCCUCUGCGUGGGCCACUUCCUGUUGGCUACUUAAUGUCAUUGUGAUUCCAUUCAGAUGCCGUCACCCCUCCCCCAUUGUCAUGUUAUCAUGUUCAACACCCAAAACCUGCACGCUUGCCCUCGUCAUGUGACCACCGCCCUUCAUUGUGGCGUUUCAGCCACUUUCAGACCACUCAUGGACCACUGCAGUGUUAAGUCACCCCCGCCCCCUCAUGGUGCAAUACCAUGUGUGAUGAUGAUGCAGCAGCUGAGUGCAACACUGGUGCCUAAUUAGGAGCUUUGCUAUGCAUUUUUGUGUUUACUUUGACCCCUGAAAGUGUACAUAAAUGAACAUGUAAUCCAUUCUUAUUAUUUAUUACUAUUAUUUUGUAUGUUCUGUAAACUGUGACUCCUGUGUACGAUCACUGUCAGUGUUAAACUAGAAGGUACGCUUUUAUCACUCUGUUUUGCCUGCCGAGUGACUGUUUUUUAUUGGGGAGAUUUUUUAAUACAGUGCGGUGGCGGUGGUGGUGGUGGGGAUUCAGAUUGUUCAAUAAAGUGAGAGGGCAACUUAACUGGUAAUGGUUUGUGCUGUGUUUGCAGGAAGUCCAGUGGAAGCUCCGACACUGUUCCGUUUGUGGCUAAAUGGAAGUACAGUAAUCCCUCGCCACGUUGCGCUUUGACUUUUGUGGCUUCAUUCUAUCAUGGUUUUUCAAAAAUAAAGAAAUUGCUGUUCUGUGGUUGGAGUAUUUAAACAAAUUUUAUCUAGUUUUUGUCUAAAUUAAGCAUUUUCAAGCAUUAAAAUGGCUAAAUGAACUAAAAAUACUACAAUGACAUUAUUGUAUUCUACACUGGACAACAAGGAACUUUCCCAGUGCUAACGUGUAAAUAAAUUAUGUCUUAUUUUCUCUUGUGUCUGUUAUACUGAGUCCCUUGUUUAUUUAUGGUUCCAGACCCAACCAGUAGGAUUCCUUAUUUAUAAAUGGAAUACUUUUGUAGUUGGACCACAGAAAACCUGUUUACAACCUUCUAAAGUUUUUUUUUUUUUUUUUUUUUUACAUUAGAGCCCUCUAGACAUGAACUAACACCCUAAAAUCACCUUUACACUUACCCAAUAUAGUAGACAUAAAAUAAGCCAUUUAAGACAUAAGACUUGUGCUUGUGUCUGUUGUUAUAAAUGUGUUCCCUUGGCCUCGGGGAACAGAGUGAGUGGCGGGCUGGAAGUGACAUCGGGGGUUCAAAGCUGAGUUACAGCUUGGCAUGGGUUACGGCCGCAAAAGUAGCACGUUUUUAUGAGGGAUUUUUAUUAAGGGUUAUUGUGCCUCUUGUGAGAUAAUACAAAGCUGCAAUAAAAGCCUGUUGUUCCGGCAAUUAAGUCUGGCAUUUGUGUGUCUCACCAAACAUUACACAGUAACAUUACUAGUGACUAGUGUAGAAUACUAAGUCAAUGUCUUUGAAUGUUCAUUUAGCCAUUUUUAUUUUUGAAAAUACUUAAUAUAGGCAAAAAAUACAGAACAUUUGCUUAAAUAUGCAUAUGUUUUGACUAGGGAUGCUCCGAUCAAUCGGUCACCGAUCAUUAUCGGACAAUUUCUGUGGAAAAAGCACGUGAUGGUCAUACGCUGAUAAAUGCCUUGCAUGCCGAUCACAAAAGCAGAUCACCUCGGGCCAGUAUUAUUGCAGCAUGCAGCCUUUCGCGAUGCCUGUGUGCAGUGGAGUGUCUUGCUCUGUUUUAGUGAAGCGUCCCCUGCCCACUUUCCCUUCACACUUGGCAAAACCAAAACAAACAUGUCUGCUGUGUGGAACUUACCUGGCAUUGGUGAUAUAAAAUGAAAACCAAAAAAUACCACUAUGAAAAAUAUCUCGCAGGGGUAGCACGUUAAUAAGCGGUUCGGAUUUUUUGACAUGAAGACAUCCCCAUCAGCAGUGUAGUGCGUCAACAGUGACUUAACCCCCCAAUUGGUUCUGGUUCUGGUUCUGGUUCUGGUCGCUUAGUUGCUGGGGCCGUUUAAGUGAAGAGUUUGGCUUCUCAAAACAAUAUGCGUUCAAAAGAGUAAUACAUUUGCGUCACAAAAAUGCCUCCUCAAAAAAAUCAGACCUCAGACACAAACAGAUACGGCGGCAGACAAACACAAGGUCAGAUUUUUUAA